AUUUCUGAUAAAAUAAUUAUAUAUGUAUAUAGAAAAUAGCUAAUGGAACAUUAUGCGAUGUGAUAUUGGUAGUUAUCAAAUGUAUGGUCGGGAUAGAUCAAGGGACCCUGUAAACAUAAUAAUCUACCUAUCAAAAUUGGUCGCAUCUGGUAGUUAAGCAACUAAGACUGCUGCUUGUGUUAAUUCAAGGAUGAAACAAAAACUGACGUCAUAUUGUCAUUUAGAAAACAGUAAUACAAUCAUAUGCAUGUGUUAUGUGUGUCCUUUCUUUUUCCUUUAUUGCUGCCUUUUCACACUCGGAUCGAUGUAGCCUGGACAUGGAUGAGAGAAUUUGAUUUGGAUGAGUAACCAAGCAACUGAUUUUACAAAAAAGGGAAACAAAAAAGGAUACAGGAACAUAUAGAAAAAAAAUUUACUAGCAAAUUACAUAUAUUUGUUUGUUAAAAUUUGUUGUUGUAGAAAAUAUUAUAAAAUAUUUUUUGGUUUAGAUGUUUCAUUAUAUUUUUCCACAACUACCCCAAAUUAGCUUGAGGAUACAGGAAACAUGACAUUUCAUAUCAUUAUUUUCCCACCAAAAUCCUUAACCAUGCUAUAAAAAGCAACAAAAUGCCUACUUUUUCUAGUGUCUGGCUCAAAUGGCCACUUGAUACAAAGUAUGGGCGAGUAUAACCGCCUUGCCUCAUUGGGCAAGCAGCUGGUAGGGGCUUUGGCCAAAGGACCAUAGUUUCUUUCCCAAUAUGAGCUAGAUCAGCACGUAACAAAGGCCGAAAGGCCAGAACAACCAAACAAGGGCUCAUAGCCCAAAUGAAGGCCCGUCAAAGGCCUAACCAAGAGAUAAUGGAGGAUGUCCACCAUAGUCUGCUGUACUGGCCGGUACGGGCCGGUACGUACUGAUCCGGCCUUAGAUUGGUAUCGGAUCCACGUGGAAUCCGGUACCGGGUGGUUUUUAUAGGAGAGCCGACUGGUAUGUGGUCCGUACUGGCAUCGUACCGGUGCGAACUGGCCGGUUCGCACCGGUACGCCAUUUUUUUUUUUAAACAACCAUAGUGCCGUGCGCUGUGGUUUUUGAAACCACUGCGCCGCGCGUGGUUUCAGAAAGAGAGGCCACUUCUUUCUUUUGAAAAAAAGAAGUGGCCAAGAGGCCACUUUUGUUUGUUUUGAAAAAAAGGAAGUGGCCUCGGCCACUUCUCAUUCUUUUGAAAAAAAGAAGUGACCGACAACGGCCACUUCUUUUUUUAAAUUUGGUGGUUGAGAUAGCAGGCAAUGGCACAGUCACUCGUCCUGCUCCUCGGCCUUCCUCACUCGUUCGGUUAUAAAAACCGAAUGAGAGCAUCCAGAGUUCUUAAAUCCAGCGAGCUUCUGAGGGAUAACCAGAGAAGGAAAGAUUUGAGAGAUAGCCCAUAAAUUCAGGAGGAGUUCCUUCCAAAAAAAUCCAGCGAAGACUAUUUAAGGUGUGGUUUCUUUGUCCUAUGUUAUUUCAUUAAUUUUGUUAAUAAGUAGCUUAAAAAAAUAGUUUAUAAAUUGCUUAAAAAAAUAAGAUCAUGCUAAAAUUUACUCCAUUAGCUUAAUUUUUUGAUAUGUUGCAUAUUUAUGGUAGGAAUGAAGCCAUCAAGAAAAACGAACCCUACAAAGAGUGAUAUUGGUUGGUCUUAUGGGCGAGGACUUAGAAGAGAGGGACAACGACACCAGUUUUAAUGUAACUUUUGCGACAAGAUCUUCAAGGGAGGAGGGGUAAUCAGGUUGAAGCAACACUUAGCCGGAAAUUCCGGUGAGGUUGCUACGUGUCCGAAUUGUCCGGACGAGAUUCGUGUGCUGAUGAGGUAGAAUCUCGUUGAGGUCAAAAAAGCGAAGGAGAGGAUUUUCAAGAAGAGGAUGAAGGUGGAUUGCCGAGCGGCAGAGCUACCUUCCUAUCACUCUAGAGUGCCAGAGGAGGUUGAGGAUCUUGAUGAGGAGGAGGUAAAUAUUCAGGCGGCCAUGCAGGCAAGCCUGGAUAAUCAGUGGCAACAGGAGGAGAUGGCCAGGCAUAGGGCUCGAUUUGGGCCCUCUGCAUAUGAGUCGGGCGACGGUUCUGGGAGCACUAGACAAGAUCCAGAGUUCUUGAGGACAACUUCAUUCAGGAAGGGCGUCGACAAAGAACGUGGCCGGAUUGCAUCUAUGCUGGAUAGUUUUGGUAGCUGAAAGAAGUCAUCUUGAGAAAUUCCAUAAGGAGCGACAAUUAAUGAUGUAGAUCCGCAUGCUCUCCGCAGCAGAGAUUCAAGGCAGCAAGGGGUAGAUACAAUGUGGAUGAAGGAUAAGAAGAAACUAUGUGGCGAGCUAUUAGAUCCUUGUUUCACUUCAGCCACAUUCCAGCGAAUGUGGCAGACAAUACGUACUACAGGUCUGCCAUUGCCGCCAUACAAGCUACCGGUCCCGGUGUAGUUCUUCCAGAUCCGAAGGACAUCUACUGUGAGCUUCUUGACAACAAUAAGGAGCUGGAGAAUUGGAUUGACUCCUACAAGAGCAAGUGGCCCAUAUAUGGACUAACCAUUAUGUACGAUGGUUGGACCAAUCCGACUAGGUGGAGCAUCAUCAACUUUUUGACAUAUUGUGAUGCAAAGACCUUCUUCCAGAAGUCGGUUGAUGCUUCGGCUUAUGUGCACAACACUGCGUACAUGCUGAAACUUAUGGAGAAUGUGAUUGAUCUGGUAGGAGAGGAGAAUGUCGUGUAGGUCGUCACUGAUAAUGGGCCGCAAUAUAAGACUGCCGGGAAGAUCUUGAUGGAGCGGCGACCACAUAUUUUUUGGAUCCCAUGUGCUGCACAUUGUAUUGAUCUCAUGCUAAUGGAUAUUGAAAAGAUCCGUAGGGUGCAGCAAACGGUGGAGACAACCCAACGCAUCACCAGGUAUAUUUAUAACCAUAAUUGGGUCCUUUCACUGAUGAGAAAGUAUGCAGGGGGAGAGAUUCUGAGACUAGGAGUCAUACGGUUUGCUACCAACUUCAUCGCACUUGAUAAUAUUCUCGAGAAGAUAGGAGCCCUACAUCAGAUGUUUGUCAUUCCCGAGUGGCAUGAUAGUAGAUAUUCUUAUGCCGGCACUAAAGGGAGCAAGAUAGAAGACUUGGUGACGAGACAGUCAUUCUGGCAGCGGGCUACUACAAUAGUCAAGGCUAUCAAACCAUUAUAUGAAGUGCUGCGGGCCGUAGAUAGCGAGAUUUACCCCCAGAUGGAAUUUUUGUAUCACAUGAUGGUUAAGGCAAAGGAUCAGAUUAUGGAGACAGAUUCAGCGCAUGGCCAGUCGUACAUCAACAUCAUUGAGCGACGGUAGGGAGCACAAAUGGGUAAAAAAUUGCAUCUAGCAGGUAAGCAAGAAUAUUGACAAUUAAAGUGAUGGAUGUACUUAUGUAAUUAUGCUAAGAUAGUCUCGUAUAUGUGCAACAUACUAUCUAAACCUCCGGUUUCAGUACAGUAUAGAUGGAAUUGAUAUGGAUGAAACACUUCUGGAUGCUUUGCGCAAUAUGAUUUACAAGAUGGAGCAUGAUCCAGAAAAAGCGGCCCUAUAUCUUGAAGAGAGCAAAAUAUUUAGAGAGGGCAGCUAUAGUUUUGGCCAACGAGCGGCUGUCGUCAGCAAACACAAUAUAAAUCCAGCUGAAUGGUGGGUGCAUUUUGGCGGGUUCGCAAGAAAUUUAAAGCGGAUAGUUAUCCGAAUCUUCUCCCAAACAGUCUCCUCUAGUGGCUGUGAGUGCAAUUGGUCUACCUUCGCCCUCAUCCACAACAAACAAAGGAACCGUUUGGCACAAAAGCGUCUCAACGAUCUUGUUUAUGUGUGCUACAAUUUGCGGUUGAGGCUAAAGUGCAUUCAAGAGGAAGCAGAGCUCAAGUAUGCAGAUCCUAUGUAUGGGACCAUCACCGAUGAUGACGAUGAUCUACUGCUCGACUGGCUUGUAGUUCAGCAGCAGGAGUCCGAACUUGACGAGCCAGGAUCGCUUCCACGGCCAGCUAGCUUCAUAGCCACCGAGGCUAGGGUCGAUCCAGAGCAAUGGGCUGAGCGCAAUAUUUCACGCACUCCCAGAGCUGAUUAGCUGCAGUCAUAGGGGAGCCAGUCACCACAUGAUUUGUACGAGACACCCUCCGAGAGAGCUGAUCGAGGGAUGCUCAGUAGAGAAGGGCGACAUAGCCAGACAGAGAGGGCCAGAAAGGAUAAACAAAGGGUUCCAAUGGAGAGUAUCGAGGAGGAGACUUGGACUAGCAGCGAUGAAGGUUCUGGUAGUGAUGGAUCUUCUAGCCAUGGAGGGAGCGGAGGACAAUAUGGUACUUAUGAGACACAGCCAGAGGGUGGUCUUCAUUUCACCGGUGAGUCCCAAUUUACGGGUGCUACACAGGAUACGGACCACGGUCGACCACCUGACAGAUUCUGUGAGGAUAUCAUUGGAUAUAGAAGACGGGCUCCUCGAAGUCAUUCAGGAAGACAGGAUAUAGCUGCAGAUGAGCUUUUAUACGGAUACAGAUUCUAUUAUCCACAGCCUCAGCCUGACGAAUAUGGAUAUGGUGCAUCGGAUUUUGCUUCCGUCAUAUUUCGAUGGGCCCCUACACAAUCAGAGGACACCUCUUAGAGCCAGAGCGUGAGCGAGAGAUCCGACAGUUCUUAUAACCUGGCGCGCGUUCUUUCUGAUUGGGUUGAUCUGCCUCCUCCUGACUAUACUUAUGAUCCGGAUAUCUACGAGAGCCAUCGGCACUCGUCCCGAUUUUGAUAUCCGAGAGUGCUUUAAAUGUAUGUAAAUGAUUGUAUCUUAAUUUGAAGAUGUGUAUCAUUUUAUCAUUUGGAACGGAAGGAAGUAAUAACAUGCAUCAUUUAUGUUUCAAAUUUCAACCCUAAAUUUAAAUAUAGAAACAUCAAAAAUCAUGAAAAAAGCAAUAAAAAAACAUCAAACUUUACUUAAUACUUAAUUUAAGAUCCAACAGAGACAACACUUAAAAAAAAAAACGGUAUGGACCGGACCGGUACCGUACCAGUUCGGCUGGCCACCAGUACGCCGACCGGUACCGGUACGGCGGACCUUGAUGUCAACAUCCUCUUCCAUAUCUUCACAAGUUCUGAGACUCUUUUCUCCCGUACUACCGAACCUCUCUAGCUUUGGAGAAGAAAAGUUCCACCUUGCUCGCAACCAACAACAAUGCACUUCUAAGAAUAAGUGGCAAGGCCUAUCAGUGUCAGAGAAGGAAGCCAAAUUUAACCUAUGAACUCAAGCUUGGAACCCUCCCAUCCCUUCCACAUGUUAACUUUGCCGGUACUAUUCUCGCUUCCUCGAGCAACAACCAGACCGCCUAAACAUGGCCCAUUGCUGCAGGGCCGAAAAUGGAGAGGAUUUCGCGGACUUUCUUACUCUAGAGGGGAAGGUAGAGAGAGACAAAAAAAAAAGAAAAUAAAACCUACUUCCAUUAUGGUGGAUAAUAUUCAUUGUUAGAAAGGCCAACUCCACCAUCAAUCUGCAAAAUCCAUAUCCAGAUAAUUUGAUAAGUAUUUAAGGUUCUAUUGCAUAUGGUGAAUGCAGGAGUCCAGUUUGCACAACAUUAAGUUGUUGCCUUUUCCUUGAUACAACAUGCCUUUGUUCAUGAUCCCAACAAAAGCGAAUUAUAAUUAUAGUUCGACUAUGCAUAAUUUUAGUUCAUUAGGCAAUAUAUUUUAACAACUUCUGCAUUUAUAAAUUGUAGUAUUGACAUAUGUUGACAAUGGCAUUUGGCAAGUGCAAUGCAAUCAGAUGAAACAUGGAUGGCAAUGUUCUUAUUUUCUUUUUCUUUAUUUAUAUAUUUUUUUAUAAAGAACUUAGAAUAUCUAAAGAUGCGACAUAGAAAAGCUAUCUUCUAGAAUGCAAUGGGUUGUUAAAUGGUUUCCAUUUUUCUUGCUGGUGAGCUUUCCUAUUUUGUCUUACCAUACAGAACAUGAAUUUUUUAAAUAUGAGAUUGUGUAUAUAUCAAUGAGUGUGUAUUUGUAUACAUAUACACCAUAUCUAUGUAUAUACAGAUGCACGUAUCAUAGUUAUAGGACGUUAGACUAAAAUGAGAGAACUUUACAUGCAUUGCCAAGUUCAAUUAUGUGGUUUGAAAAAUGAUAACCAAAAUUGUUGGAUUCUGUCUCCAAGCUUUAAAAUGCUUAUAGGAAGAUUUCAUAUGAUUUGAGCGCACAACAAUGCUUAUAGGAAGAUUUCAUAUGAUUUGAGCUCCCCCCCCCCCCCUCAAGCUACCAAUGAAAAGAAAAAGAAAAAGAAGCAUACUAUGCUGCUAGAACUAUUUGGUGGGUGUGAUACACCCAAGGGGUCCAAAGCAUAUGUUUUUUUAAGAACAUGUAAUCAUUUCAGUCCUUGUAUAUCACACUAGUGGUUCAUUUUGUUUUGCUUUCACCAUCACUAAAUUUGCAAGUGGGUAUACGAGGGUUCAUGUGGGUGUGUGUUUAGUCCCACAUAGUUAUGCAUUGGGCAGAUCUUAGAUACUUAUACAGGGCUAAUAUAUCUAAAGAGUACCUUUUGAAUAAUCUUUUUGGAUGAGGUUCUGGGUUGUUGCAAAUGGUAUCGAAGUGGACCCGGCUCAUAGCAUAUGUGGACUAGAGAACACUGUAAUAUAGGCUUUUCUGGGACUGACUAUGGGUUGAUUGUUGUGUUUGUGAUUGUAGUUGGACCUUUGGCCUAGCGAGGAUGCAAGAGAUUAAAUAGGGAGUGUGUGAGGGCUUUUGUGGGCAUGUACUUAAUUUCACAUUGAUAUGUGCACAUAUCCUUGUUACUUGAACCGGGCCAAGUAAUCCAAACACAUUCUGACUAGCCUUUUGGGAUUAAGGUGUUGGAUCGUUAUAGUGUAAACCUUUUUUUGCAACUUGCACAAAAUAACUAUACCCUUAUAUGGAUACAAACAGAGAUAUGUAGGGACUGUUUAGUUUCCUGUAAUUAGCAUCCUACAGUUGCAGUUGACUGCAAUUGAAUUGCAAGCAACCAAAACAAGUGUUUGGAGGCCUGCUAUUGCAAUUGCAUGUUGCAGUUCAACUCAGGAAAA
Molecule: messenger RNA, 7015 nt
Organism: Phoenix dactylifera (date palm)
Lineage: Eukaryota; Viridiplantae; Streptophyta; Magnoliopsida; Arecales; Arecaceae
Source: RefSeq, a predicted model, not a curated record